UGAAUCCAAAAACCAAAAUAUAUAAAUUUAGAUCUCGUUUAAAUUCAUGACCAAAAUAAUACCAAUAAAAUUAUUAUUUAUUGUUUAUAUCUAUAAAAAUAAAUUUCCUAAUGUCAUCUAAGGAUCAUGUGCAUCAUUCAGCUUCUGAGGCAAAUAUUAAACACAUUGAUUGUUCCUUACUUAACAGAGACAGUCUAAAUAAUUCCCAAGAUAAGCUUACAAGAACAGGAUCUAGAUUUAAAGUCGCCUUGGUUGAAAACAAUAGCGUAUUAAAUGAUCACUCUAUUGAAAAUGCAAAAUAUCUAUCACAAUCUGAAAUUUUUAACUUAUCUAAAAAAAAUUUUAAAAGAAAAAAAAUUUCUUGUCCAAUUUCUACUGGUGUUAAUACCACAGAAACUUCAAUAUAUCACAUGCCUCAUACAUCACAAUUAGAUGAUCUUCCCAUGACAACCAAAAAAAAACAACAUGAAACAAAAAUGUAUUUAGGAGGAUCAAUUGAAAUUCCUGACAUAAUUGAUGAUCAUUCAUCUGUGCAUUCAUCUCAUAGCCAAUCAUCUUCUAUUAUAAUGGCAGAUCAAGAUGAAAAUAUAAUAGAACCUUAUUUAGAAACAAAAUUAGUCUCAAAUAAUAAAAGUUGUUUUCAAAAACCUUAUAAUUAUGAACGUCAUGUGAAGAUAGAAUCAAAUAAAAAGGAUGAAGAGCUUAAAAGUAAGGAAGGUCUAUUAAGUCAAAAUGAAAAGGAAAGAAUUAAUAGUAAUAAUACAGCUUUAAGUAAUGAUAAAACUGAAAAUGGAAGUACUUAUUAUAAAAAAAUGAUGACUUAUGAAACCUUGCCCAAUGUGGAACACUAUAAAAAUAUAUUUUCCAUGGUUAAAACUAAAGGUAGACCAAGCCUAACUGAAUUACACAAUAGACCACGUUUACCGGAGCAAUUUAUAGAUAAUGAUAAAGAACAAGAUUUUAACGAACCCCAAAAUGGAGAGUACAAUGAAUACAGGCAGCAACAAGAAAUGCCUCUGCACUCCCUUAGAACUGGGAUCAAAAGAAUAGGGAGUGACAAGGAGAGAGGAAUAUCAUUAGGCCCCAAGUUUGGUUGGAUUAAAGGAGUAUUAGUGAGAUGUAUGUUGAACAUAUGGGGUGUUAUGCUAUUUUUACGACUAUCUUGGGUGGUAGGUCAAUCUGGAGUAGGUAUAAUAAUAUUAUUUCAAAAUGAUCUAAUUUUAUUAAUUACACAAUUAUUUUUACGAAAAUCAGGUUUAGCCACUAUGAUAGUUUUGCUUUCAAUUACUGUCACGAUCAUAACAUCUAUGUCUAUGUCGGCAAUUUGCACAAAUGGGGACGUUAAAGGAGGUGGCGCAUAUUACAUGAUAUCCAGAAGUUUGGGACCAGAAUUUGGGGGAGCCAUAGGAAUAAUAUUUUCUUUGGCGAAUGCGGUCGCCGUUUCCAUGUAUAUAGUCGGCUUUUCAGAAACCGUUCUAGACCUAAUUUCAAAAUAUGUCGGAUCGUAUUUUGGGAUAUCGGCUACUAAUUGGAUAAGGAUUAUAGGUUGCUUAACCGCGAUCCUUCUAUUAGCGAUUUCUUUAGCCGGAAUGGAAUGGGAAGCCAAAGCACAAAUCGGAUUACUGGUGCUAUUGCUGAUCGCCAUAUUAAAUUACAUCAUAGGCUCGUUCCUUCCUUCGAAAGACCUUCAAAAGGCUAAAGGAUUUUUCGGAUAUAAUGUUCAGAUAUUCAAACAAAAUUUUAAACCCGCGUUUACUAAAGAAGAGAAUUUUUUUUCAGUAUUUUCUAUAUUUUUCCCUGCCGCAACCGGAAUACUAGCGGGUGCCAACAUAUCCGGUGAUUUAAAAAACGCCCAAAAGGCUAUACCAAAAGGCACAUUUCUAGCCAUUCUGAUAACCACUGCUGUUUACCUAGCCCUAAUUUGGAUGCUAGGGUUUUCGGUGAUAAGGGAAGCUUCUGGAAAAGUUUCCGAUCUUUUUUCUUUUAAUAAUCUUUCCUCUCUCUUUCCUGGAAAUGUAACUAGUGGUUUAAUGCUUGGUGCUAAUAAUACUAUCAAAAAUUUCAGCAAUGUCUUGAAAUCCAAUGAUGCUAACGCGAAUAAUUUACCAUUGGUUUCGACGAAUAUAUUGACUAAAAACAUGAGUAAAUUGGCUGAUUAUGUAUUGAUUAAUGGUGAUGGUUCUCACUUGUCCUGCGCCACCAAUCAACAAUUAGAUACCAACAAUGGUUUUAACAUUAAUAUGACUAAAUGUAAAUAUGGGUUGCUCAACGAUUAUCAGGUUGUUGAUAUGAUAUCCAUAUACGGGCCCAUCACCACGAUAGGAAUAUUUUCGGCUACCCUUUCUUCUGCAUUGGCAAGUUUGGUGGGCGCUCCUAAAGUUUUUCAGGCUCUGUGUCGAGAUAAUUUAUUUCCUGGAAUCAGAUAUUUUGCCGUGGGCAGUAAAAAGAAUGAUGAACCUUACAGAGCUUAUGUGUUAGCGUUUGCGAUCGCCGUUUUAUUCAUAUUAGUCGCACAGCUGAAUCUUAUAGCUCCCAUCAUCUCUAACUUCUUCUUGAUGGCUUACGCGCUCAUCAAUUAUUCGUGCUUCGAUGCAUCCAUGUCCAAAUCGAUAGGUUUCAGACCCAGUUUCAAAUACUUUAACAAAUGGAUUAGCCUUUUUGGAAGCGGUCUUUGCCUGGUGACCAUGUUCCUCAUUCAAUGGUGGGCCGCGUUUUUAACCUUUUUUUUCGUUAUAUCCUUCUAUGGCUACGUUAGAUACAAAAAACCUGACGUCAAUUGGGGAUCGUCCACACAAGCUCAUUCUUACAAAAAUGCAUUAACAUCAGUAUUAAAAUUGAACAAUAUCGAAGAACACGUUAAAAAUUUUAGGCCACAAAUAUUAGCCCUCACGGGAGAUCCCAAAUCAAGACCCGCAUUUUUAGAUUUCGUUAACAAUUUCACCAAAAAUAUCAGUUUAUUGAUAUGCGGUCACGUUAUAUUGGGGCAAUCUACGGACAUGUACUUUGACGUUAACCCGAAUCGAGUUUACACUUAUUUUAAGCACAGGAAAAUAAAAUCCAUGUAUAACGCCGUUGUGGCCCCUACUUUAAGGAUGGGCGUCAAGUCAUUGAUUCAGUUAUCUGGUUUGGGACGCCUGCGGCCGAACGUCUUGAUGAUGGGUUACAAAAAUAAUUGGGAGAGUGAUGAUAUGGAGGCCCUGAACCAAUACUUUAAUAUAAUCCACGACACCUUUGAUAUGCGGUUUGGCCUCGGUAUUUUGAGACUCAAGAACGGGUUGGACUAUUCCUUCUACACCAACCAGAAUACUUCAGCAGCCGCGAAUAAAAGUUUAAACGAGCAAAAUAAUUCGCGCUAUAAAAUGUCGCUUAGAUCAUCCGUCACUACGAAUGAAAAUUACGAAAUGGGUAGUAAUGGGAAGAGAGACCCUUACGGAGUUUCCAAACAUAAUUACUACGCUAUGAACGCACAAAACCAAGUUUCAGAUGACGAGUAUUUCGACGAGGAGGACGAUUUUCUCGAGAGGGGAUUAUCAUCCAAAAAAAAUAAAUCUGAAUUAUUCCUGGAUCAAUACAUUUCUAAACCGUUCAAGAGGGUUUGGAGCGGCAUAGGUAACGGGGGUUGCGAAUCUGAAGGAAAGAAAAAUUUCGUUUCGCAUAAAGACUCUGUUAAGAGUUCAUCCUCCAACUUAUUUUUUCGCGGAAGAUUUAGGAAAAACUCUUUGCCUUCCUUGAAAGUAACCCGUAACAAUAAAGGUCAAGGUUACAAUGGUUCUUGUUCUAAAAAAAAUUUAGCUAAGAGUUACAAUAAAUUGUCGCCUUCUAUCUCAAUUCAUACCCCAACUAAGAUGAAGAGUAUGUUAUUCCAAUACCAAGAAGAUGCCUAUCGUCCUCAAAAAAGAACAAUUGACGCUUCAGGAAAAGAAGCUGUGAUUGAGGCACCCAUGAGUCCGAAUUUGGAUUCCAGGGCCGAACAAGAUGCAACUCCAAACAAUAUUUCUACCCUGACACGUAAAAAGCGGACUGCUAUGAUUUACAACAAAAAUAUCCUCAGUUCUAUCAAUCUAUUUCAUUAUAAACAGAAAAAAGGUUACAUAGAUGUGUGGUGGCUCUUCGACGAUGGUGGUUUAACCAUUCUACUGCCGUAUAUAAUAUCGCAAAGACGCAAUUGGGAAAAUUGUAAAAUGAGAUUUUUUGCAUUAUCCAAGGACAAGAAAGAUUUAGAUAUAAUGCAUCACAAUUUUGGUGCUAUGCUAACAAAGUUCAGAAUCGAUUAUUCUGAUGUAAUUAUCUUACCAGACAUCCAUCACAAACCUAAAAAAGAAGGUAUAUCAGAUUUCGAGUCGCUUAUUUCUAAAUACAGAGUGAGAGAUGAAAACGAUCCCAAAUACAAAACGGGUAUGAUAACGGAUGCUGAAUACCUAGCCUUGGAGCAAAAAACUCAUAGGCAUAUACGGCUUCAUGAAAUGCUGAACUUAUAUUCCUUGCAUUCCAACCUUAUCGUUAUGACUUUACCUAUGCCUCGGAAAGGUACUUGCUCAUCGGCUUUAUACAUGGGAUGGCUUGAAAUAAUGACAAGAAACCUGCCUCCUAUUUUAUUACUCAGAGGAAAUCAACAAAGCGUUCUAACCUUCUAUUCUUAAUAUCAGUUUGCACAACCAAUACAUUAUUUUUAAUUUAACGCGUUGCCAAAAUUAUUUCGAUUUUUUUUUUCUUUCUUAAAUUAUAAAUUUAAUAUACGACAAAUUUAUUGUUAAUAUUAUUAUCUUUUAAAUCUCAUUAUUACAGUUUAUUUUACUAUCUAUUUUAUUCGCCUAGUCAAUUUUUUUUAAUUAUCGCAUUACCUUUUUUUCAACAAAAUUUCUUGUCAUUUAUCAUUGUAAAAAUUUACAAUCAGUCAAAAAUAUUUUUUUUAAGGUAAAUUCGUUUUUAAAAUUAUAUUACCUAAAUAUAUAUAUUACAUAUACACUUGAAAAAAAAUGUACAGAUUUAAGUUUUUAUUAUUCUUUUUUAAACAUAAUAUAUAUUAUGCCAUCAAAUCUUAUCUGUCUAUAUUUAGUUAAAAAAAAGACCCCUAAACAAUAUCAAUUGAAUGAAAUUUAUUUUCUAGUCGAUUGAAUGCGAGUCACAUUAUGUUAGUAU
This is a messenger RNA of Gordionus sp. m RMFG-2023, 5139 nucleotides long. RefSeq names its product solute carrier family 12 member 1-like. The record is from RefSeq and is a predicted model, not a curated record. Gene Ontology annotation, molecular function: sodium:potassium:chloride symporter activity. The transcript has 25 exons. The coding region runs from base 111 to 4640 and encodes 1509 amino acids. Gene Ontology annotation, biological process: potassium ion import across plasma membrane; chloride ion homeostasis; cell volume homeostasis. NCBI's taxonomy places the organism in Eukaryota, Metazoa, Nematomorpha, Gordioida, Chordodea, Parachordodidae. Gene Ontology annotation, cellular component: membrane.